AUGGCGGAAUCCGACGAAAAAGAGAAACACGCCAACGAUCGCUGGGAAAAUACUGACCUAAGAAUCAGUCAGUACUGUCGAUAUAUCCACAUUCUCGAAGCUCCGUUUACCUUCAAAUUACUUUUAUCACCAAAGCGUUUCCAAGCCAUCUCGUGGCUAUGGGACAACCGGUACCUCAACUCUAUUGAGCCUAAUGCAUUUAGAUCAAUAAGAGGGGAUAAAUUUGAGGCGUUUCUCGUUGCUGCCGAGAAGGUCACAGCAUUACGGAAGAAGAAGAAGAAGGGGUCUUCGCAGCAAAUCAUCGGUAUCGCAGCAGAAUAUAUCAUCACUCAUAAAUUGAUCUGGUCCGAUGACAAUGUCUGGGAGAAGGGGUUUGUGGACUACUUCCUGGCGCAGGUACUGUGGUGCUUUUUUGACGCAUAUCCAAAGUUCGUUCCUUGGAAGAUUUCGGAUAAGGAGCCCCUGGAACAUGCUGUGAAAUGCAUGUUGACGCUCCCGGAUUCGGAUAUCCACAAAUUGACUACGAGCAUUGCCAUAUUAGUACCAAAUGUGAGAAUGGGAAGCAUCGAUGAUCUGUUUAUUUCAUGGGUCGAUGGUAAGCUAAUGUACUUAUCGCAACGGGCAUUAAAUUUUGGGAAGCAUGCCAAAGACGGGAAGAGGAAGUUAUUCGACGCUGGGAAAGAGAACGGGAGUACGAUCAACCUACGUUUGAAGUUGGCAAGCCAUAUUGAUGAAUCAAAGAGAAGAACUCUAUUGACAAACGCCCUGGAUAUGGCAAAGGAGGUAUAUGGAGAGUAUCAUGCGGUUACCUGGCAUUGCACGGAGCAACUAGGGGAUUUCUAUCUCAAUCACGCGUCUGAGUAUACAAUGCGAGACUACUUUUCCAAUUUAGGAGGUGACAAUGCACAGGGAGUGCAAAAGAUAUAUGAGGAAUUUCUGAACCGCGCCUACGAGCUCGAGCAACAGAGCACACUCGAUGGAUCUGAACGCGAAGCGCUUUCAAUCUUGAUACGAGAAAAGGUGGCCCCCACUGUUGCUGAACUAUAUAUGAAAAGUGGUAAAGAAUCAGAAGCGAGGAAGUUGCUCUGGAAAAUCACAAAGGACAAGAGCUCUCAAAUUUACCAUGAUGAUUGGCGACCCUUCCGGUAUGGGUCUGGAAAUAUGGGACGUCUGAUAUCUCAAAUCCGCUCAUUCGAAGGAUUCUACUACUACUCAGAUCUGAAAUACAGCAGUUUAGAACUGGUUCUUUUCCCUUUCGACGAGAUAUCUUUGGCGUCUGUGACACCUUCCGACGAAGAGAAAGCCAGGAAAUGGCAUUUCGUAUUUGACCGAAUGCCGAAUGGCGAAAUUAUUCGUGUUGGUGAAAGUACUGAUUGGUCUCCAGGUCUUGAGGGAGGGUAUGAGCCACGGACGAUACAAAAGGCUGGAGAUGAUACCGACAAUAAGGAAAAUAUGAUCCUUGAACUUCCAUACAUCACGUACAGCCAUUUCAAGACCUCAAAGGCAUAUCGAGAGGGGAGCACAUAUGACUUUUACCGCAAGGGAUCGAUAAACCAACAACUUGAAGAUUGGAUGGAGAAGAAUAAAACACAUCACACCCCCACUUUUAGGGGCGAAGAUUAUUCCCAUUAUUUCGCGUAUGCCGACAGAUCGCUGGGUGUAGGGACUUUGGUCAAUUCUGAGACGGGGGAGCCUGAGGACUUCGUGUAUGAUCGAGAAACGGGGUCAAUGAAGAUGAAUGGUGAGAAACAUGUAAUUUACGCUCAGGUUGGGAUAUUCGUGCGUGAGCUAGAAUACAUGCGUCUGAAGAUGAUGCGUAUGAAACAGAAAGAGAUGGGGGAGAUUGAGAAGUUCGUGUAUGAUCGAGAAACGGUAUCACUGAUGAGGAUGGGUGUGAAACAGGUAGCUACUAAGGAGCUUGAGAAUCCUCCAAACUACAAGCUUCUCAACAUCCCUCAAUGUGAAAAACAGAUCCUCGGAUUUUUUAAUAGCACACCCGGCGACAUCGCUGCCAUAGAUGAAGCCGGUACUGUGGGCCAGGGCUUCAAUUUGGUAUCUGCUGAGUGGUAUGAUUGGAAACGAUUCAUGCUUCACCCAUGUGCAUCGUCGACAGAGAGACAGCCUGAAUUGGUAUCUACAGACGGAUCACCCAUUCCCGUACUUGGAUACAUAUACGGCAGUUGGACAGACGAUACGCUUCACAAGCAAUGGAAGGGGCUACAAAUUUGGGUUGUUUACGCUAAAUUCGAGUUGCCCUCAGAUUCAUCGCAGGAUGGACGAUCGUGCCAUUUCAUCCUCAAUGCGGAUGAUCUGUGUAAGAAUAGGGAACAUGAGUUAUCCCAUAGCGAAACCAGAGCAAUAUGCACAUUCCUCAACCCAGCACUACUCCGAGUUAUGAACCAUGCCUUUCUGAAACUCGACAAUAUCUGCUGCAACAUGGGCCAACCAAUACCCGAUGAUUUCGCGGGUGUCACCAAGAAACAAGAACAAAACACGCAAAGAGACCCAAUCGUAGAACUCUCGUUCCGUGAUGCGUGGGAUACGGAGUUUGCUUUCAACUGGUGGAAUUGUGCAUGGGGACCUGAUCGGGCCGAGAUCAUGACUGAGCAGUUAAAGGAAGAGAUUGCGCGACGAAGGAAGUGGGAUGCAGAGAGUACGCCGGUGUUCAAGCAGUGGGUUAAUUCGCGGAAGUGA
Talaromyces marneffei is the source of this 2694-nucleotide messenger RNA. RefSeq lists its product as uncharacterized. The transcript is spliced from 4 exons. Bases 1 to 2694 code for a protein of 897 amino acids. The record is from RefSeq and is a predicted model, not a curated record. NCBI's taxonomy places the organism in Eukaryota, Fungi, Ascomycota, Eurotiomycetes, Eurotiales, Trichocomaceae.